UAUUUUGUAACCUGAAAGUGCGCUCUGUCAACAUAACAGCAAUGGCAUCGGCGUUGAGGCUUGGACUAAAUAACCAACAGCUGUUUGGAAGGUUGGCGUGCCUUCAAAAAUGUGUGGUUCCCUGUACAUCAGCAUCCACAUCAGCUGAGAAAGCUGGGACAAAGAUGGACAAGUAUUGGAAGAAAAACAGUCAAAGGAACAGACCACUUUCAUCACAUCUUAGUAUAUACAAAUAUCAUAUCCCUAUGAUGUUGUCGAUAUCAAAUAGAAUCACAGCCAGUAUCGUCACAGGAGCUUUCUUUGCUGCGCCCAUGAUCUACCUGUUCGGCACAAAGGAUUUCGCGGGUUAUUAUGCACUUCUACAGAACUCUGGUGCAUUAGUUCAGAGUGCGGUUACAUUUGCCAAGCUGAACCUGGCUUUCUGCUUCAGUUUCCAUUUUUGGGCCAGCAUAAGACAUUUUGUAUGGGACACAGGAAAGGGCUACUCGACUGAGCAGCUUUACCAGACCGGCUAUGCCUUGCUAGCAGCUACACUUCUCACAACGGCUGGGCUUAUGUGUCUGUAACCUAGGAAUAUUGCUCAAGACUUUGUGGAGAUAAUUUUCACCCUAUCAGUCUUUGCCCUGACAAUGAGAUACCGAAAUUUAAUGUGGUCUAGAACAGUAGAAAUC
Dreissena polymorpha is the source of this 671-nucleotide messenger RNA. RefSeq names its product succinate dehydrogenase cytochrome b560 subunit, mitochondrial-like. Bases 42 to 566 code for a protein of 174 amino acids. The transcript has 6 exons. Gene Ontology annotation, biological process: tricarboxylic acid cycle; mitochondrial electron transport, succinate to ubiquinone. Gene Ontology annotation, cellular component: membrane. Gene Ontology annotation, molecular function: succinate dehydrogenase activity; electron transfer activity. The record is from RefSeq and is a predicted model, not a curated record. Lineage: Eukaryota; Metazoa; Mollusca; Bivalvia; Myida; Dreissenidae.